This is a messenger RNA of Sander lucioperca (pikeperch), 3238 nucleotides long. RefSeq names its product erythrocyte membrane protein band 4.1 like 4B (gene epb41l4b). The coding region runs from base 616 to 2937 and encodes 773 amino acids. The record is from RefSeq and is a predicted model, not a curated record. NCBI's taxonomy places the organism in Eukaryota, Metazoa, Chordata, Actinopteri, Perciformes, Percidae. Gene Ontology annotation, cellular component: cytoskeleton. The transcript is spliced from 23 exons. Gene Ontology annotation, molecular function: cytoskeletal protein binding.
ACAGAAGUUUGUUCUGCGCUGUGUUUUUACGCAGGCGCAGAUCACACUGUUUGUCCAGUUUCGUUGGUUGACUUUUACCUGGGAGGUAGACUAGUUUCGGUUCGCCGGUGGGAAUAAGCAAUAACAAUCACCGGUUCCGGUUUAGAGGUGAGAAGACUUCACUCCCCCCUCCCCGGCCCCGUGUGACUCCCACUGCGGAGCGUCGGACGGAUUUCUCCGGGAUUUUAGAGUCGGUGCGCAACAGCGACCAAAGCAGGAGGCAGGUGCACGGGAGAGGACAGGACAGGAGAAGGAGGAGGGCGGCUUGUAUUUCCGUGAGAGAGUCCUGUCGUUCACACCGGGCCGAAUGACUGAAAAUCAACUGGUUGGCGCCUCGGUGGUCGAUCUGUGUUAGUUUCAUUAGUAUGCGGCUGAAGUCCCCCCGCUGCUGCCGACAUCCAGCCUGAGGACUGAUCGGCAGCCCUGAAGUCUCCUCCGUGCCUGUUAGGUGACUCCUCGUCCCAGGGAGGACGAGGAGGAGGCGACGGCAGAAGCAGGAUCCCGGCUUUGUCGACUGUUGUGUGGAACAGUUUCCACAGACACAACACGGACCUCCUCACAUUGUGGAUUAAGAAGAUGAUGGGCUUUCUGCGCCGGACGUUUAGCCGCCGCUCCCGGAGCCGCUUCCAGACGAGAGAGAGGGACGAGCGGGACGGUAAAGGGGGAGGAGGAGCAGGAGGGGUGACCGGGAACCCCCUGCUCCUGGCCCAUCAGCAGCAGGUCGUACACGUGCCCGCCGUCGUCAGCGGGGGAGCGUCGGUUCACAUCCCGGCGGCCGGGACUGAGAGGAACACCAUCACCUGCCGCGUCCUGCUGCUGGACGGCUCGGAUGUCAACGUGGAUUUGCCUAGUAAGUCCAAAGGCCAGGAACUUUUUGACCAGAUCAUGUAUCACAUAGAUCUGGUCGAGACAGACUACUUUGGAUUGCAGUACAUGGACACAGAACAAGUCUCACACUGGCUGGAUAUGACCAAGCUUAUAAAGAAACAGAUUCGAGAUGGGCCUCCAUACAGACUGUUCUUCAGAGUGAAAUUUUAUUCUUCGGAGCCAAAUAACCUGCAUGAGGAAUUUACAAGGUAUCUGUUUGUGUUGCAGCUUCGACAAGAUAUUCUGUCUGGCAAAUUGAAAUGUCCGUAUGAUGUCUCAGUAGAGCUGGCGGCAUAUUGCUUACAAAGUGAGAUGGGAGACUGCGAUCCCUUGGAGCACUCUCCUGUGCUGGUGUCUGAGUUUCGUUUCACUCCCAAACAGAGCGAGGACAUGGAGGCAGACAUCUUCAGCAGGUGGUUGGACCUCAGGGGAAAGAGUCCGUCUCAAGCAGAGAUUUCUUUUCUCAACAAAUGCAAGUGGCUGGAACUUUACGGAGUAGAUAUGCACUUUGUCAAGGGCAGAGAUGGAGGAGAAUAUGCACUAGGUCUCACUCCGACUGGCAUUUUAGUAUUUGAAGGCCCCAACAAAAUCGGCCUCUUCUUUUGGCCCAAAAUCACUCGGCUGGACUUUAAAAAGAGUCGACUCACGUUGGUCGUGGUGGAGGACGACGAUCAGGGUCGGGAGCAGGAGCACACGUUUAUGUUCCAGCUGGACUGCUCCAAGACAUGUAAACACCUGUGGAAGUGCGCCGUGGAGAGCCACGCCUUCUUCCGGCUACGCCAACCAACCACGGGCAAGGCCAGCCGCAGCGACUUCACACGACUCGGGUCACGCUUCAGAUUCAGUGGUAAGACAGAGUAUCAGGCCACUCGCGGAGGCAGGCUAAGGAGAGCUAGCACAUUUGAGAGAAGGCCGAGCAAGAGAUACCCCUCCCGCACACAGUCACUGGGCAAAGCUGCCAUUUCCCCAGCCAAGCCAUCACAUAUCAGCUCUCACGCCAGCCCUGAUCCUAGCCUACAUCCAUACCAGCACAACAUUCCUAUUGGCCACGAGCCCUGGCACCCGCCCCACCCGGCUCUCACGCCUCCAGUUUACCUGCAGCCCUCCGGACACACACCAUCACACAGUUUCCCUCUAAGUGGUCCUGCUUCAGACCAUCAGUUCAGCAUCGAAGAGAAUGAGACUUCGUAUUCUGGCAAGAUCCACCACCAUCACCGUCGCCACACACACAGCCAGGACACGCUCUACCACACACACAACAAGAACAAACGCCGAGCUCCUCACUGCCCUGCAGAUGAGUUGGACAUCUCUCAGUCUCUGCUCAAAGCUCUGGAGUCAGACAGUGAUUCCCCCCCCUGGCCUUCACUGCACGUCAACAUGGACAACAAGGGAGAGGAGAAGCAGCUGUCUGAAAAGUCUCUGCACCCUCCUGCCUCCCCAGCGAUGCUCCCUGAUCAACUUAAGUGUAACAUCCUCAAGGCCCAGAUGGAGGCAGCCUUCAGGAAGGAAGCUCCGACAACGCCUAGAGGGAAGAACUCAGCUGAGACCCUCAAUGACAGGUAUCAGAGCUCGUCCCAAGACUCCGCUGCAUCCAGUCUGACUGCAGAGAAGACACCACAUCGACCAGACCGCAACCCAACGCCGGAGAUACUGCAGCCCAAAGCCGACACAAGCACCAACCGCAGAAAACGACUGGUCAGACAGUUCAGCUUUAACCAUGAAGAUGAAGAUAAUCUCCCAGAAGCACUUGCAGCCAUCUCCUCCCAGAGUAUAGCAAAGUCAGGAUCUACCAGCUCAUUGGACAAACAGAUACAGCCGUCCAUAUACCCACAGGUGGAUAAUAUGCCAGCACUGGAGCUGGGUAGUCCGUACUUUCCCUCUCCUUCGCCUUCUCCCCAUCUCUCCCCUUCUUACUACCAUAGCUCCAUUCCUCGUCUGGCCCCUUACCUUGCUGGCCAUAACGACAGCGGAGAGGAAAUGAGGUUGGACAGAGAGAAGAUACUAAGAGCCCUCCUGAUGACGGAGCUCUGAGACCUUGACCCUUGACCCCUGUGACAAAGUGGGAACAGAGGACCCAAAGUCAUUGGCUGCAAUCAACAUUUGUAUAUUUGCAUUACUACAUUCAGCAGUUAUAAAUAUAUAUUUGCAUAAAGGAAAUUGUUAUAUUUGCUUAAUUGUUAUUUUAGGAGGACAGUUCUUUAUAUUCAAACUGAAACUGUAAAACACACACACACACAUACAAACACACACACACACACACACACACACACACACACACACACACACACACACACACACACACACACACACACACACACACACACACACACAC